Amyelois transitella is the source of this 2773-nucleotide messenger RNA. Its product is annotated as beta-1,4-N-acetylgalactosaminyltransferase bre-4. Gene Ontology annotation, biological process: carbohydrate metabolic process; glycosphingolipid biosynthetic process. Bases 381 to 1634 code for a protein of 417 amino acids. Gene Ontology annotation, molecular function: N-acetyl-beta-glucosaminyl-derivative 4-beta-N-acetylgalactosaminyltransferase activity. NCBI's taxonomy places the organism in Eukaryota, Metazoa, Arthropoda, Insecta, Lepidoptera, Pyralidae. The transcript has 10 exons. The record is from RefSeq and is a predicted model, not a curated record.
ACGGUGAUUGUGCGAUACAUAUUUUUCGCAUUUUCAUAAAAUUUCGCACUUUCACCGCAUUAUCAUAAACAAAUUGUGUAAUAAAUUAUCUGAUCUGAAAGCUCUGUCAUCUUGAAACACAGAAAUAUAGUGCAUACUCCCAAAUACUGGAUUUAUUUGUGGUUUUUACUUAAAGACUUGUUUUUGUGUGCAAAUUUGUUCCUGAUUUUGCAAAUUCACUAGAGAAACAGCGGCGUAUGGUCUAAAAAGAACCAUGGACACCAUUUUAAACAGUCGGUUAAUCAAUCUACAAUGAGGAUGAUGGGUCACUUCCACCGAGCACCAUCUUUACACAUUAUUCAAAUUAAGUGGGCGUGCGGGCUCGCAAGCCGCAUGCGUUGAUGGGAGCGACGUCGAACGGGGGCGGCGGGCGGGUUGCGCGUGCGCUGCGCCUGCUUUUGUUGGCGGUGCUGGCGCUGGCGGCCGUGGAGUACCUCUUCGGCUCCAUUCUAGACGCCUCGCCCCUCCGCACUUACCUGUACACGCCGGCUUAUAACGCUACGCAGCCCACUGUUAGAAUAACAGAGAAAUCAGUUACCUGGCCUAAAAAGCUGCCUUCCACGACAGUGAAUCAAACUGAAAACCCCAUAAAUUAUUUAGCCCCAAACGGAACUGUGAAAUCGAAUUUCAAAGACGUAACAGUAAACAGUAGUGUUGCCAACAUUACAGCGCAAAAUAUGACGCGAGCUAAUGCGAGUGAAAGCGUGCCACCGUUGAUCGGUCGGUUAAUGGGAAAUAUUAUUAAUUUUGUAACAGAAGUCAGCGAGAAGAAACAAAAGGAACCUGUGUUACCACUAUGUGAAAUUCCGUUAGAUUUAGGUCCAAUUUCGGUAAAUAAAACGGAAAUGGAAUUGGAAAUGGUAGAGAAGAAGUACCCGGAGGUUCACUGGGGCGGGAGAUAUUCCCCGCCAAACUGCACAGCGAGACACAAAGUUGCUAUUAUUGUGCCAUUCAGAGAUCGCAAGCAACACUUAGCUAUAUUUUUAAAUCAUAUGCAUCCCUUCUUGAUGCGGCAACAAAUAGAAUAUGGAAUUUUUAUAAUAGAACAAGAAGGCAAUAGUGAAUUCAACCGAGCCAAACUAAUGAACGUGGGUUACGCGGAGAGUCAAAAGCAGAAGGCCGGGGGCUGGCAAUGUUUUAUCUUCCACGACAUAGACCUGCUGCCGCUGGACCUGAGGAACAUGUACUCGUGUCCGCGACAGCCGAGACACAUGUCCGCCUCCAUAGACAAGCUUAACUUUCAGCUGCCCUACGAAGAUAUUUUCGGAGGAGUAUCAGCGAUGACCAAGGAGCAGUUUUGGGCCGUCAACGGAUUCUCUAACAAGUACUGGGGUUGGGGUGGAGAGGAUGAUGAUAUGUCAUAUAGGAUUAAGAAAAUGGGCUAUCACGUGGCAAGAUAUAAAAUGUCUAUUGCACGGUACGCCAUGUUGGAUCACAAGAAAUCACCGCCAAAUCCAAAAAGAUACCAGCUGUUGUCUCAAACGUACAAAAUGUUCCACACUGACGGCCUAUCGACCCUUCAGUACGAGGUGGUGCAAAUAACGCACAACCACCUUUACACUCAUGUGCUAGUGAAUAUAGACGAGCGUAGCUGAUGGACGUAUUUCGCCAAACUUUUGUUCGGCGAUGAACGGUAACACGACAGUGCUUGGACGCUAAGUGUUCCUAUAAUGUUAUGAUCUCUUAGUAUCCGUUUCAUUUAUCUAUGGUUUUGUGGUUAGGAGAUAUGUUUAUGAUCCAAUUACAGUCGUAGACGUAGAAUAUACGCGCUAAAUAAGGCACGUUUCGGAUCGGAUCGCAAAUAGGAAUAAUUUUUUCGGAAUUUCGUACGCCGUAUAUUAUUUCAAAUGUUGUAUGAUUCAUUAAUAAUAAUUUAAUGCUGUCGAAUUUCUGAACCAUUAUUCCGAUGCGAAUUUCUGAAUGUUUUUGUCUGGCCUAAGGUAUGUAUCUGAUUGAGUGCUAUGAUCAGCAUAAAACUGUUAAACUGAUACUUCGUGUCGCCGUCUCAAUUUUAUUAGUACCUACUGUUAGAAAGAGCAGCGAUAUAUUGCAGUUUGAUUGAAGCAAAAUGUAGUUAUAUAAAUAAAAUGUGUAAACUCGUACCACAGAAAUAGCUGUGACACUUAUACUAUUGCUUUGUCAUUCAAACAAAAAAGGAGUCAUUUUGAUGGAACCCAUACGCGUCAUAGUAAAACAUUUCUUUAUUAAGUUGAUUUCUAAAUGUAUACGUAAUGAAUUGUAAUAUAUUUGUAUAUAACAUAAACGAUGUUUAUCACUAUCCAGUCAUUCUUUUACUUUCUGACAGACAUUUCUUUAUGCAUUUUGUACGUUAUUAUAUUUUGUUAUACUUACUAUGAAUUUAUUCGUAAAUUAUAGCACUAUAAAAUUGUUGUACAGAUAACGACAAUAUUUGUGUAAAAAAUAGUUAAUUAAGGUUGUAAGUAAAUAAUUAUAGAAUAAAUUGCUUGCGAAUGUUAUAACUUUAUACAAACAUUGGUCAAACUAGAUUUAAAACUACGUAAUUGAUAAAUCAAGUCAAGUAUAAAUAUUUUACCUUAUUAUUUAGUGAAAUAUUUACAUACGUGUGUCUUAUAUUUAUUAAUCCGUGUUUCAGCCUGUUAAAAUCAUUCGCAUUAAAGCACAACUUUUUAUAUAUUAUUAGCUCGCCGCUACAGUAUUAAAAACGAAUCUCUUAAAAAUUAUUUAUAAUGUAACCUUUUAUUGAACUCUCAUA